This is a messenger RNA of Alosa sapidissima (American shad), 1188 nucleotides long. RefSeq lists its product as uncharacterized. The transcript is spliced from 4 exons. Bases 1 to 1017 code for a protein of 338 amino acids. Lineage: Eukaryota; Metazoa; Chordata; Actinopteri; Clupeiformes; Clupeidae. Gene Ontology annotation, molecular function: zinc ion binding; nucleic acid binding. The record is from RefSeq and is a predicted model, not a curated record.
AUGGACUCUUGUGGCUUCAGUAUGAGUCCGUCUCCAUGCAAGCUGCCCCAGCUCUGUGUCCCAGCAGCUAUCCAUCACCCCUUAGUGCAACAGAGCACCAUGCUGGAUGCUGCCUGGGCCACGGCUGUCCGCGACCUGGCCUCUGACCGGGCGACUGGCUACGAUGCACUGAAGGUGGAGAUCCUCAGCAGAAGUGGGCUCACCAAGUUUGGCAUGGCCCAGCGUUUCCCCAGCUGGACCUUUCAACCAGACCAGCCUCCUUGUGCACAGAUGCACGAACUUGUCCGGAUCACGCGGAAAUGGCUGGAACCGGAGAAGAGUAAGGCAGCUGCAAUAGUGGAGGCCGUUGUGGUGGACAAGUACUUACGGGCCCUGCCUUAUGAGGCGAAACGGCUCAUUAGUCAACAGGCCUUGAUGACAGCGGACCUAACCGUGGAAGCUGUGGAAAGGUACCAGGCCACAGCAGAGAUGCUUCGGGCUUCCAGAAAGGAGCCCCAGAGUACGUCCCCGCCACAGACAGGAGGAGCCAGUCCAAAGAACCCCAAGGGGUCCAACCCAGCCACUUCAGGAGCUGUCCAGGCUCCAGGGGGAGCCAGAAACCAGCCGGCACCAGGAAGAGGACACCGGGAGAGUGAAACCCGACAGUGUUACCGGUGUGGGGAGAUGGGACACAUCUCCUGGCAGUGUGGGAAACCAGCGGAUGAGCCUAUGCCCACUGCUGAGUCUUCCAGCUCACUACCUGCCCACCUUUUUGCUUCGCUCGUGGGAGUCGUAGAUGGCGCCCAAGAACGACCCCCCACCUGCCCGGUGACUGUGAAUCACCAUGAUGUGGAAGCUCUGCUAGAUUCCGGUAGCCGGGUCACCCUGGUGCAUAAGGAUCUGGUGGAUUCAUCGUGUCUGACCCCAUGGAAAGUCCUCCCGGUUUCCUGUGUCCAUGGAGACACCAGAGACUACCCCACCACUGAACUCGCAAUGACCACCACCAGGGGAACCAUCCACGACGGCCGGUGUGGUUGAUUCCCUACCCGUUCCUGUCCUAAUUGGACGAGACUGCCCAGCCUUUCACCCACUGUGGAGGGAGACUCAGGAGAGGCUGACCCGAGUACCUCGGAAGCGGAGAGGGAUGGCAGGUGCCCAGGCUGAUUCAGAGACUGGUCCAGACACGGAGGAAGAGAACAUGGUCCCAGG